AAUGUCCUUAUCUCUCUCUGUUUCUCUCCCUCCAAUCUGCAAGUCCGAGGACAUUUCUAGAGAGAACCACCUUCCCAAAAUCACAAACAAAGAAGACCCAUGUCACAGAAAUCCCUCAGAACUCAAACUCAGCAGAAGAAACUUGAUAAACUCUACUGCUUUGGGGCUUAUAGGAAUAGGGCUCUCUGUUUCUAAGCCUGCAAGGGCUGAGCCAGAGAGCCCUGUUUCUUCAACCUCAAGUAGAAUGUCCUACUCCAGAUUCUUGCAGUACUUGGAACAAGGAGCUGUGAAGAAAGUGGACCUGUUCGAGAACGGCACCGUUGCGAUCGCCGAAAUCUUUAACCCGACGUUAGAGAAGAUCCAGAGAGUCAAGAUUCAGUUGCCUGGAUUGCCAGAAGAACUGGUGAGGAAAAUGAAAGAGAAGAAUGUGGAUUUUGCUGCUCAUCCUAUGGAAAUCAACUAUUGGCCUGCAAUACUAGACUUGUUGGGAAACUUGGCUUUUCCAUUGAUAUUGCUUGGCUCAUUGAUCUUAAGGAGUUCAGGUCCAAACACACCUGCAGGAGGACCCAACUUGCCUUUUGGCCUCGGAAGGAGCAAAGCCAAAUUUCAAAUGGAACCAAACACUGGGGUGACAUUUGAUGAUGUGGCUGGAGUUGAUGAAGCGAAGCAAGAUUUCCAAGAGAUUGUGGAGUUCUUGAAAACCCCAGAAAAGUUUGCUGCUGUUGGGGCAAGAAUUCCCAAGGGUGUUCUCUUAGUGGGGCCACCUGGGACUGGAAAGACAUUGCUGGCCAAGGCCAUUGCAGGGGAAGCAGGGGUUCCUUUCUUCUCUCUUUCGGGGUCAGAGUUCAUCGAGAUGUUUGUCGGAGUAGGGGCGUCAAGGGUGCGUGACUUGUUCAACAAGGCAAAGGCGAAUUCGCCGUGCUUGGUGUUCAUUGAUGAGAUAGAUGCUGUGGGGAGGCAGAGAGGGACAGGCAUUGGUGGAGGAAAUGAUGAGAGGGAACAGACUUUGAAUCAGUUGCUCACUGAAAUGGAUGGUUUUAGUGGAAAUAGUGGAGUGAUUGUCAUUGCAGCUACUAAUCGGCCCGAAAUUCUUGAUUCUGCUUUGCUUAGGCCUGGCAGAUUUGACAGACAGGUUACUGUUGGAUUACCGGAUAUAAAAGGAAGAGAAGAGAUACUAAAGGUGCAUAGCAACAACAAGAGGCUUGACAAGGAUGUUUCUCUCAGCCUAAUUGCCAUGCGAACGCCAGGAUUUAGCGGAGCGGACCUGGCGAAUCUCAUGAAUGAAGCAGCCAUUCUUGCUGGUAGGAGAGGCAAAGACAAGAUCACAAUUGAGGAAAUCGAUGACUCGAUUGAUCGGAUUGUGGGCGGUAUGGAGGGAACAAAGAUGACAGAUGGAAAGAACAAAACCCUGGUGGCUUACCAUGAAGUCGGCCAUGCCGUCUGCGCCACAUUGACGCCAGGCCAUGACCCAGUACAGAAAGUUACUCUUAUUCCAAGAGGCCAAGCCCGUGGACUAACAUGGUUCAUACCGGCAGAAGAUCCCACUCUCAUCUCCAAGCAACAACUAUUUGCUAGAAUAGUCGGAGGCCUAGGGGGUCGAGCCGCUGAGGAAGUCAUCUUUGGCGAACCGGAAAUCACCACCGGAGCCGCAGGGGACUUGCAACAAAUCACACAGAUAGCAAGACAGAUGGUAACAAUGUUUGGCAUGUCGGAGAUUGGUCCAUGGGCCUUGAUGGACCCCGUGGUUCAAAGCGGCGACAUGGUGCUGAGGAUGCUGGCAAGGAACUCCAUCUCGGAAAAGCUUGCGGAGGACAUUGACUCGGCGGUGCGACGCAUAGUAGGGAAUGCAUAUGAGAUUGCAAAGAACCACAUAAGGAACAACCGUGAGGCGAUAGAUAAACUAGUUGAGGUUCUACAAGAAAAGGAAACGCUAACGGGAGAUGAAUUUAGAGCAAUUCUUUCUGAAUUCACCGAGACGACUCCUAUAAAGGUCAACAAAAUCCCUGUCCUCUCUCUUCUCAAGCUCUGCCCAUCCAUCAAACACCUCUCUCAGAUUCACGCUCGCCUCCGUGUCUUCGGCCUUCACCGAGACCCAUUUCUCCUCACAGAGCUCGUCCGCUUCUGCGCGUUAUCUCCCUCAAAAGACUUGCGCUACGCCCGAACCCUUCUUGAUCACUCCGAUGACUCGCCGACCGCUUCGUGGAACUUCCUCAUCAGAGGCUACGCCUCCGGCGAACGCUCUUCUCGAGAGGCCAUCUCGGUUUUCCGCAAAAUGCGGGGCCGGGGAAUUAGACCCAACAAUCUUACCUUCUCGUUUCUUUUUAAGGCUUGCGCUGCGGUCGCGGCGCUUAGACAAGGGAGGCAGGUGCAGGUUGACGCCUUCAAGUUUGGAUUGGACGUCGAUGUUUAUGUUCGGAACAAUUUGAUCAAUUUUUACGGGUGUUGCAAGAAGAUUAAGGAUGCGCGUCGGAUGUUCGAUGAAAUGCCUGUGAGAACCACUGUUUCAUGGAAUUCGGUUAUUACCGCCUGCGUUGAGAAUCUGCAGUUUGGUGAUGGAAUUGGGUAUUUUGUUAAGAUGAGGAAUUCCAAGUUUGAGCCCAACGAGACUACCAUGGUGGUCUUGCUUUCCGCGGCUGCGGAGCUGGGAAACUUGAGCUUAGGGAGAUGGAUUCAUUCUCAAGCAAUUGUAAGAGGAUUGGUUAUAAAUUGCCAACUUGGUACUGCUCUCGUACACAUGUACGCCAAGUCCGGCGCUCUUUCUUUCGCCGAGGUACUCUUUCAUAGGCUGAAAGAGAGAAACGUAUGGACUUGGAGUGCAAUGAUAUUAGGACUUGCCCAACACGGCUUUGCCAAAGAAGCUCUUGAUCUUUUCUCAAAAAUGAUGAACUCUUCUGUACGGCCAAACUACGUCACGUUUCUCGGCGUCCUCUGUGCUUGUAGCCACACCGGUCUGGUACACGAUGGUUACCGCUACUUUCACGAAAUGGAGCAUGUGCACGGAAUUAAGCCCAUGGUGAUACAUUAUGGCGCCAUGGUUGAUGUCUUAGGCCGCGCUGGCCACCUCAGCGAGGCUUACGAUUUCAUAAAGAACAUGCCCAUUGAGCCUGACCCUGUUGUGUGGAGGACACUGCUGAGUGCCUGCAGUGCGAGUGGCGCCAACGAUGAUGAGGGCGUGGGGGAUAAGGUGAGGAAGAGGUUGCUUGAGUUGGAGCCGAGGAGGUGCGGGAAUCUAGUGAUGGUGGCGAACAUGUAUGCUGGAGUUGGGAGGUGGAAGGAAGCGGCUGAUGUGAGAAGAGUUAUGAGAAAGGGAAGGAUGAAGAAGCCGGCAGGGGAGAGUUGCAUUGAGUCAGGUGGUUUAAUCUGUAGGUUUUUUUCUGGUUAUGAUUCUAAUGCUGAUUAUGAGUGUAUUUACAAGUUAUUAGAUGUACUGAAUUUGCACAUGAAGAUGAUCAACCUGUAAGCUGUAACAAAGUUUGUUGGCAAUUUUCCUUUUCUUGUUGCAAAUGUGGGAAGUUUGGUAUUC
Morus notabilis is the source of this 3523-nucleotide messenger RNA. Its product is annotated as ATP-dependent zinc metalloprotease FTSH 6, chloroplastic. Gene Ontology annotation, cellular component: chloroplast thylakoid; membrane. Bases 2 to 3460 code for a protein of 1152 amino acids. The transcript is spliced from 6 exons. Gene Ontology annotation, molecular function: ATP-dependent peptidase activity; protein binding; ATP binding. Gene Ontology annotation, biological process: proteolysis. NCBI's taxonomy places the organism in Eukaryota, Viridiplantae, Streptophyta, Magnoliopsida, Rosales, Moraceae. The record is from RefSeq and is a predicted model, not a curated record.